GGCUUUAUAAUUAGCCCGGUGAGGGAGGACGAGGACAGACAGACAGAGAAGGAGACGCGGACCGGAGGCUCCGGGCUCAUACAGGUAUCAAACGUAACGCCACAAUCACCAUGCUGGAGGGGAACGGGACGGAGCUGCGGCUCAGCGAGUUCGGCUUCGAGCGACGCUUCGACGAGAGAGGCGCCAUCGAGUGGAUGCAGGCGAACUGGAGUAAGUCCUUCCUGUUCAGCGCCAUCUACGCCACCCUGGUGUUCGGAGGCCGGCACUACAUGAAGCAUCGACCCAAGAUGAACCUGCGGCGGCCGCUCGUCCUCUGGUCGCUCAGCCUCGCCCUCUUCAGUAUCAUCGGAGCGAUGCGGACUGGCUCCUACAUGGUCCACGUCCUGAGCGGCAGCGGCUUCAGACAGUCCAUCUGCGACCAGAGCUUCUACAACGGCCCCGUCAGCAAGUUCUGGGCCUACGCCUUCGUCCUGAGCAAGGCGCCGGAGCUCGGCGACACUGUGUUCGUGGUGCUGAGGAAGCAGAAGCUGCUAUUCCUGCACUGGUACCACCACAUCACCGUGCUGCUCUACUCCUGGUACUCUUACAAGGACAUGGUGGCCGGCGGCGGCUGGUUCAUGACCAUGAACUACGGCGUGCACGCGCUCAUGUACAGCUACUACGCGGCGCGUGCCGCCGGCCUGCGCGUGCCGCGGCCGCUGGCGGCGCUCAUCACUGGCGCUCAGAUCGGGCAGAUGGUCAUGGGGCUGGCGGUGAGCGGGCUGGUGUACCGAUGGAUGCGACACGGCGACUGCCCGUCGCACCUCGACAACUGCGCCUGGGCGGCGCUCAUGUACCUCAGCUACCUGCUGCUCUUCUCCAACUUCUUCUACCAGACGUACCUGCGCCCAAAGACCACCAAGGCCGAGUAGGGGCCGGCCUGCAGUGCAUUGUGGGGAUGGAAUCUGCUUCUCUGAACUGAAUCGGGAUGAUUCUCGUUUAAAUGAAUUCCCGCCCACUCGGCUGUCCAACUGGUUUGAGCUGCAGCAGAAAAAUAUACAUUUUAACUCGACGAGGCUCGGUUAUCAGAUUUCUUCUUUUGGGUUCUGAUCAAGCACUUUGUUGUUUUAAAUGGAUUCAUCAUCUGGUGUCAAGUGUCUUCUACUGAACUACUAAACCGAUUAGUUUACAGACGAAUGAAGCUUUAAUGAUUAAAUAAAUGACCAUCGAUUCAACAGAAGUUUUUUUUUUUUUUUUUUUUUUUUUUUUUUUUCCUUUGACUUCUUGGUGGCUGAAAGAAGCAAAUCUGUUUAUGAUCAAUAUUUAUUGACGUCUCAAAACACUUUGUUCCACUAAAUAACUUUAUUUAUGUCACAUGGUGAAAAUUUGUACUUUAAUGUUUUGUAUUUUACUAAAAGCUAAGAGACGUCUUCAUCACAAACAGGUUUAAUCUUUCAUUUGUUAUUUUAUUUGUAUUGUUACUGUGUGAUCGUGAAAGCUGAUGAUGACUUUAUGCAUGAACACUAGUUUUUAUAUUUCUCUUCUUCAGGGUCCAGAUGUUUGUAUUUAUUGUUUUGACUUUACAUAAUAAAGAAGCACUUUUAUAAA
This is a messenger RNA of Gasterosteus aculeatus aculeatus (three-spined stickleback), 1587 nucleotides long. RefSeq names its product very long chain fatty acid elongase 6. Gene Ontology annotation, biological process: fatty acid elongation, monounsaturated fatty acid; fatty acid elongation, saturated fatty acid; very long-chain fatty acid biosynthetic process. The record is from RefSeq and is a predicted model, not a curated record. Gene Ontology annotation, molecular function: fatty acid elongase activity. Gene Ontology annotation, cellular component: endoplasmic reticulum; endoplasmic reticulum membrane. Lineage: Eukaryota; Metazoa; Chordata; Actinopteri; Perciformes; Gasterosteidae.